AGGUGCAUAUCAAGCAGGUCACCCUCCCAAGGUUUGAGACCGCUGAUCUGUGUUCGGAGGGUCGAAGAAUUUUGCCUUUUCCUUACAGCCAAUAAUUACAGUCGCCAUUAUGGCCCAUCAUAUUCGCCAAGUGCCUGUCGACAUCCAGUCCCGCAUCUUUCACGAGCUUGAGCAGGCCUCUAAGUUCAAAUCCAAGUCCAAGUCCAAGUCAAGCGGGACUACUCAUCAUGUCAGGGAGAUAUCACCACCAGCUGUGGACCGGUCUAUACGUGUGACUGAGAGCUUCAACGACAAAGAAGCUUUACUUCUUACCCUACAACAUGGGAAGCAUCUCGUCGAGGACCUGACUUUCUGCGUCAGACUCAAGGAACUAGACAAGCAGGACAGCCGCAUCGGUCCUGGCAAGCCUGGUGUCACAACGGCUGCCCAGGAGAUUCUCAGUGGCACGCACACGCCCAACCUGGGGAGGAUCAACCUCGAGUACGACUUCGAGUUGGGAAAUGCAGAUGGAAACUCCGUCGAGCCGGACGUGAGGGCGUUCGAGCAGCCGCGGGACGAGGAGGCCCUGCUGCAGCUCGAGCACGACCAGACAUGGAGGCGACUGUUGGCCGAUACCUGGAGCGCGAUGGCCGCGAACCACACCGCCACUCACCUGUCCAUCAAGUCAUUGGUACCAGCGUGGUCGUCCGCGUUUCACUCCGCCGAGUUCCGCCGGUUCCUUGCCCGACUGGAGGUCCUGGACCUCCACGUCUCUGGGAUGAAGAACGGCCACCGCAGCAUCAACACGGUGCCGGCGUACAACGACUCCCUGCAGUCGCUGCUCAAGGUGUAUUUCCUGCACGCCAGCUCCGUCAAGCGGCUCUCGCUGCACGCCUCCCAGACGGCGCCGCUGGGCGCCCGCGGGAACUACCACAUCCCGCUUUCGCUGAAGGCAACCCAGCUGCCGGCGCUGGAGCACCUGUCCCUCAAGAACUGCUUCGCCGGCUUCGAGCUGGCGCACUUCAUCAACGGGCACGCGGGCACGCUCAAGACGGUCGAGCUGCGCAACUGCUACUCGUACCGCAGCACGCACGACGCCGUCGACUCGGGCGGCGGCAUGCAGUGGGCGCGCUUCUUCGCGCUCAUCAACAGGCCCGGGAUGGCGCUGCGCCGCCUGGUCAUCUCGGACGACCACAUCCCCCUCACGAUCGACGACGCGCGGCUCGACAAGUACGACCCCGACACGGCCAACGAGCCCAGCGACGUGAAGAACGUACGACGUGCGCAGCGGCGGGACCCGAAGAAGAGGCUGUUCCUGUACGCGUACCUGCGGGACUACUCGGGCGAGCUGUGGAUGAACAAGGACGCCAUCGUCACGGCGUUUGAGAACGGCGACGAUCAGGUGGCAUACGAUGAGCUGAUGGCGAGGGUGGAGGGGAACGCUGCGAGUGAGGCCUUUGGGGCGGAUGACUGUAUCAUCGCCGAGCUCGAGUGAUCAUUUGCGAAAGAUAAGAUGGGCAUGCCGCGAGAAGAGGACGGGGCAAGUUUCUUUGCCUACCAUGUACGAUAAAUGACGAAUUAGUGAUACCAGCUGCGUUUCCUUUCCGGCUUUAGCAACCGAGCAUCAUCCUGUAUCUAAUAUCAGCCACGCAUUACAGCAGAAAAAGAGUUUGUUGACAUCAAUGAUUCCCAUC
This is a messenger RNA of Diaporthe batatas, 1673 nucleotides long. RefSeq lists its product as uncharacterized. The transcript has a single exon. The coding region runs from base 110 to 1474 and encodes 454 amino acids. NCBI's taxonomy places the organism in Eukaryota, Fungi, Ascomycota, Sordariomycetes, Diaporthales, Diaporthaceae. The record is from RefSeq and is a predicted model, not a curated record.